Molecule: messenger RNA, 690 nt
Organism: Saccoglossus kowalevskii
Lineage: Eukaryota; Metazoa; Hemichordata; Enteropneusta; Harrimaniidae
Source: RefSeq, a predicted model, not a curated record
AUGUUUAAAUUGGGAGUCUGGGAAGAUCUAAGAUCGAACAAGGAACAUGCUCAUCUGGUGUCAACAUUGGAAAGCAUAUCACUAGCAUCAAGAGCGGACUCCACAGCUAAGAGUUAUCUUAACGCAUUUAAUAGACAGGCAGAAUUCGCCAAAGGAUGCGGUUUCCAGGUAUUUCCUGCCAAUCUUUCCCACGUGUCAAUAUAUCUAACUAGUCUGAUUGAGGGCGCAAUUCAUAGCCAGAAGACGAAACAGUGCGUGGAAUCGGCACGCUAUAGCAUUCAGUGGAUGCACACCUUGGCCGGUUUGCCGUCACCUACUCAACAUCCUUUUAUCAAGAACAUUGUGGAAUCCUCCAGACGGUUACUUGGCAAACCACCGAUCAAGAAAGAGCCCGUUACAGCAAGUAUUUUGUGCAGUCUGGUUGAACUCUUAAAACAUUCAGGUUCUUUAAAAGAUAUCAGAGAUCUGUGUUUAUGUUUACUUGCUUUUGCUGGUUUUUUUAAAUAUAGUGAUCUUAUAGGGAUUAGGGGUUCAGAUAUUGUUUUUAAUGACACGCACGUUUGCAUCACUAUCCGAAGCAAUACAAAUGAUCAGUACAAGAAAGGCAAUAAAGUUCACAUUGCCAAAACGAGUAAUCCUACUUGCCCCGUAGCUAAGUUAAUUCAGUAUUUCCAGGCAGCAGAGAUCCAA